Molecule: messenger RNA, 876 nt
Organism: Colletotrichum higginsianum IMI 349063
Lineage: Eukaryota; Fungi; Ascomycota; Sordariomycetes; Glomerellales; Glomerellaceae
Product: Tricarboxylate transport mitochondrial
Exons: 1
Coding region: 1-876 (291 amino acids)
Biological process (GO): mitochondrial citrate transmembrane transport
Source: RefSeq, a predicted model, not a curated record
AUGGUCGCCCAGUCGGACGGAAAGACUUCGCCGUUACUCUCCCUCGGCGCCGGGGGCAUCGCCGGCGGCGUCGAGGCCGCCUGCACAUACCCCUUCGAGUUCGCCAAAACGCGGGUGCAGCUCUACGGGCACCAGAAGGGCACGCGGAACCCGUUCGCCAUCGUCCUGCGCGUCGCGCGCGACGAGGGCCUGCCGGCGCUGUACAAGGGCUGCAGCACCAUGAUCGUCGGCUCCAUCGGCAAGGACGCCGUCCGCUUCGUCGCCUUCGACAGCAUCCGCUCCGUCUUGGAGGACAAGGAGACGCGCACCCUGGGCCCCGCGCAGAGCAUCGCGUCCGGCAUGGUGGCCGGCGUCGUGAGCAGCACCGUCAUCGUGACGCCGAGCGAGCGCGUCAAGACGGCGCUCAUCGACGACGCCAAGACGACGCGGAGGUUCCGGGGCGCCCUCGACUGCAUCGCGACCCUCACGCGCGAGCAGGGCGUCCUGAAGGCCCUGUGGCGGGGCUACGUGACCACGACGCUGAAGCAGAUCGGCACCACGGGCUUCCGGCUCGGCAGCUACAGCAUCAUCAAGGACUUUGAGCGGACGCGCGGCGUCAGCCCCGAGGGCCCCGUCAUGAGCUUCGCCAACGGCGCCCUCGCCGGCACGGUGACCACGCUGGCGACGCAGCCGUUCGAUACCGUCAAGACGAAGGCGCAGCGGGCCAAUGCCGUCGGCACCAUGGAGUCUUUCCGGGCCAUCAUGGCCGAAGACGGGGUCAGGGGCCUCUGGAGGGGCACCGUCAUGCGGCUGGGCAGGACAGUGCUGGCGGGCGGCAUCUUGUUCAUGGCUAAUGAGCAGGCGAUGAAGGGGUUGAAGCUUCUUACGGGUAGAUGA